UAUCCUCUACCGGCAUCAAUUCCCAAGCACAACCCGGCUGGUUGAUUUCGUUACACAGGCUGUUCGCUUUUUUUUCGCUCCCGCCAUACCGGCCGGAACCGGAGAGUGAACGCGAGCUGAAACGUGGUUGUGCUUUGCCUACAUUACCUGACUUUUGGUUGUAGUCCGGUUGAAGGCUUGCAUACCUGUUGAAAACACAACACCGUGUAAAGUUUGAUGUGGUGUGCGCGUUAGCUUAGCGUGUGCGUGAUGGCUUAGCAAACGGCUGCGCCUACUUAUUUAUGCAACUUCGUCACUUAUUACGGACUGGACUGGUCGUGAAGUCAUCACGGCAACAGAGACCCCAGCGGAUGAUCAAGAUGGAAGCCUCGUGCAAAUCUCCAUUCUGAGCCAUGUGUUAGAUAUUGUGUUUCUUUGUGCAUGAUGUGCAGUGAAAUUUGCCGAAUAAGUUCCCGCAAAGUGGUAAUGAAGUAAAGUUCAAAAGAGACGAAGCAGCAAGAAGUUUCUUAAAACGUCUCAGUUCGUAUUUGGAAAGCGGCUGCUGUUGCUGCAGUUUGUGGCGAAGAAGUUAUUUGAAACAAGGUGAAUAAAAGUUAUGGAAAAAAGUUGAGUUCAGUGAAAGGCAGCCAGCGAGCGGGCGGAUGGAAAGCUUGCUCGUCAUUUCCGCUUGGACUAUCGAGACCGUGGAGCCGUUUAUGCAGAUUACACAUGAAAAACAUUCUUGAACAGAAGAAAUUAAAAAGAAUCAACUUAGAACGAUGAACCCAAUCAACAUCUUUUUUACGGUGCUGAUAAUUAUUUCCACCGCGCGAGCAGAUGAUUGCGGAGAAAAAUUUCGCGGUAAAUGCAAAUGCGGCCAGCAGAUGUACAACUACCAAACUCGGUACGUCGUGAAUUGUACCGACGAAGGCUUUCGAGAUACAAACGUACUGGAGUACCUUCCACUGCAGACGGAAGUCGUCAUAUUCACCGGCAACUACAUCGACGAGCUACCGUGGAACGUGUUCGGUGCCAUAAACGAUCUCGUUAAUCUAUCGAUUGUCGAUAUGAGUAAUAACCACAUCCGAGAGAUUCGCGGAAAAACAUACCAUCACGUUCCGAACGUGAAGCGACUGAUUCUAAAUCAUAAUAACUUGAGCAUUUCACGCUACGAUGAUGAUGAAUACAAUCAUCACCACCCAAGGGUUUUCUCGAACUUCAUUAACCUUAUGGAGUUGCAUUUAACGAAUGCAUUUUCGGACAACACGUCGGCUGAACUUUCCGCUGACCUUCACGAUAUUUUCGUGAGCAGUAAUCUCACCAAAUUAGUUAAGCUCCAUCUAGAACAGAAUGAAAUAUCCAAGUUUAACGAUAAACGCGUAUUUUGCGAUCUUCCGUCCUUAUUGGAUUUGCACUUGGGAGACAAUCAGCUGACAGAGCUCAAUUUUAACGUUUCCUGUUUGAAAAAACUUCGAUUUCUCGAUCUGGAACGCAAUAAAUUCGAAGUUCUUCGGCCACACGACAUGGACAUGCUCGAUGCCGUUCAAUCCCAUGAAGGACGAACAGUCAAUUUUAUGGUAGAUUUUACCUUCAAUCCGUUCAAUUGUAACUGCAGCAUAAAUCCGCUGUAUGAGUGGAUGCGAAAAACGAACGUAACGGUACGAAAUCGAGAAAACCUCGUAUGUUUCCGCAACAAAAAACACCAGGAACCGAUUCUUUCUCUAAAUAUGAAAAAAUGCCAGAAAGCGCGUUCCGGUAAACGGGAUCACACGGUCACGCUGAUUUUUGUGCUGAUCUGUUUGAGCUGCAUUCUAGCGGUGCUAGUUGGAUCACUGAUUUACGUUAGCAAGGAUAAACUGAAGACACUGAUUACUCCGGUGGUUGAUCACGUCUCCAAGAAGGUGCACUAUACCACCAUCAAGGACGAAGAAGCGCCCGAACAGUACGUAUGAUGCUGCGCAGCAAUCCAACAACGUUCCAAAACAGCUCGAGAAGAAUACGUGUGAAUAAAAAGUGAUCGCGAUAGAACUACUGCAAAGGGUCUAAUCAUAUCCCCAAGCCCAGUAGCUAAGUUUAAUUAUAAAGUAAUGUAAAUAAUAACAAAAUUUUAACUUUACACUAUUUAAAUGACAAGUAACGGAAAUGCAAUUACUAAUGCUACUAACGCUUAAAGCAAGAAAAGGUUAAUCAUCAAAGACAUCGUUACUUACAGAAAAAGGAAAACCCUAGGUUUAUUAGAUAAGGCUAGUAAUUAAAAAAACUACCUACUAUUCCUUGUUACUAUUAGCAUGGAGUGCAGUUGAAAGUUAAAACACGUUAAAGUGAUAAGUUAUGAUGACAGCCAAUCAACACGAAUGUAUGUUUCUAACAGCUAAGAAAUUGUUUAUGAAAAUGCACUUACAAAACAACAGGAGUAUGAGAAAUAAUCGCCAUAGGAAACAACGAGACCGGUAUUUGCUCUUGCUGUUGCCCACAAUCGAAUGAAUCUAUAGUGUAAUAAAUUUAACUUCAGCUCGUGGUAUCAGUUUCAUUCCCAUUCCAUUCGCCGUACUUACAUUGUUCACAAAAAUGGCUAAAUUAAAAGACAUUCCAACAUUCCAACAUUGUAGUGAAAGAGUUAUAACUUAUA
Molecule: messenger RNA, 2608 nt
Organism: Sabethes cyaneus
Lineage: Eukaryota; Metazoa; Arthropoda; Insecta; Diptera; Culicidae
Product: trophoblast glycoprotein
Exons: 2
Coding region: 759-1931 (390 amino acids)
Cellular component (GO): membrane
Molecular function (GO): protein binding
Source: RefSeq, a predicted model, not a curated record